AUGGACGAGAAGCAGCCGAACGCACCCCACGCCUCCCUCACUUGCACGGGCCGAGUUCCAAAGGCCAACGCAAGGCGCGAGGAGCCCAGAACAAAAGGCCGCAGGCCGCCAGCUUCAGCGCGGGCUGAACCGAGCGGAAACGGCGCGGGCGCGGCUCGGCCGGGGCCCAGCGGGAGACUCCGAUCGGACAGCGGCGGAGGAGGAGCGGCGGAGGAGAAGCGGGCCGGGCCGCAACUGUACAGUUUGGUGGAGGACCCUUUCCUGCAUCCCGAGCUCAAAGGCACUGCUUGCACAUCUCUUCCAGGACAGCACCUCAUCACUGCCAUGGCGGAGCGGAUGUUUGGAUUCAAGACAACUUCAUGGGAGCUGGGCCGGCAGCAGAGUGUCAUCGAGCUGGACACCCCCUCCAUGACCGCAGAGCAAAUGGAAGCGCUGGAGCAGAGCGUGAAUGAGAAGAUCCGGGAGAGGAUACCUGUGACAGUGCGAGAGCUGGCUGCAGAUGACUCUGAGGUUGAAACAGUGAGAAGCCGUGGCUUACCAGGUGACCACACGGGGCCAGUUCGAGUUGUAGACAUUGAAGGCAUAGACUCCAACAUGUGCUGUGGGACUCAUGUCUCCAACCUUAGUGACUUGCAGGUAGUAAAACUUCUUUGCACAGAGAAAGGGAAAAAGAACAAAACCAACUUGGUUUUCCUGGCGGGAAAUAGAGUGUUGAAGUCAGUUGAACAAAGUCACCGUACUGAGAAGGCCCUGACCUCACUGCUGAAAAAUGGACCAGGUGAGCAUGUAGAGGCCGUGAAGAGAUUGCAGAGUUCUGUGAAACUGCUUCAGAAGAAUAAUUUGAACCUGCUAAGAGACGUUGCUGUUUUGAUAGCCCGGGAUUUCAAAAGCAGACCUGUUCAAAGUCCGCUGUUUGUCUUACACAGGAAAGAGGGUGACUCUGAGUUUAUGAACAUCAUUGCUAAUGAGAUUGGAAGUGAGGAAACCCUGCUGUUCCUGACUGUGGGAGAUGAAAAAGAAGCAGGACUCUUUCUUCUAGCUGGAUCUGUUGAAGCAGUUGAGAAUUUAGGUCCCAGGGUGGCAGAACUGCUGGAAGGCAAAGGAGCUGGGAAGCGAGGCCGCUACCAGGGCAAGGCAACCAAGAUGAGUCGUCGAGGAGAAGUGCAAGCUCUGCUCCAGGAAUUCAUCAGCCAACAGAGAGAUGAAGCAUAAAGAAAGAAUUCUAAAAGUAGGGCUGUCAUCCCUGCUUUGCAUGAUUUCCACUAAGUUCUCUCCCAGAAAAUAAAGACAAAAAAAGUCCCACGUAAAAUCCCAUGGAGUUAGGAAGGACUACUGCUCCAUGUCUCUCCAGCUUGCCAUUUCUGCCAGCAGUUCCCAAGGCUGCUACAGCUGCAGCUGCAGAAACAAAAGGGGCACUGAAUAGCCAUGGUCAAAAAGCACCUGAUAUGGGUCUAGGUAUUGUUGUUUUUUUCCCUGCUAGAACCAGCAUGGCACGUUUAGUCCAGAUGUUCAUAAUAAAGAGAGAAAUAAAGACAGACAAAUCUCCAUCUUAAA
Molecule: messenger RNA, 1554 nt
Organism: Meleagris gallopavo (turkey)
Lineage: Eukaryota; Metazoa; Chordata; Aves; Galliformes; Phasianidae
Source: RefSeq, a predicted model, not a curated record